UGCCGCUAUAAAUUCAUUGUUCCACCUCCUCGCAUCUUCACAGCGCUCGCGCUGCUCUCUGCGCUCGCAGCGGCCGACUGGGGAUGACCGCGGGCAGGAGGACACCGCAGCCGAAGGAAAACAGCCGCGCCGCCUCUCCGGCUCGCCGCAGGCCGCCCCCUGCCUUUUUGUCUUAAAUUUUACGGCUUUUUUCCCUCUCUUUCUUCCCUUCCUCCUGGUUCCAGCAGAGUCAAGGAAACCCACAAAAUAAGAAAGGAAGUGGGUGCCGGAGCUUGGAACCCCCGCCGCCGGCCGGUCCCGAGGAGUGGAAGGGGCAGGAGGCAGUGCGCACCAGUUGCCGGCCGGGUGCGCGCCACCUUCCUGACUUUUCUUGGUAGAGCUGUAUUUGGGGUCGAGUUGGGGGUUUUCCUCCUUUCUCCUAUUUGCUGAAUCUCCACUACCCGGCUUUUUUUUUUUUUCCCCCUACUUUUUCCCCCCUCUUGCUGGGGCAGGAAUCCAAACAUUUUCCCAACCGACAAAGAAAAGUUCGCACGCUGACACCGCGGCCCGGAAAGGCUGGCGCUGCUGCCAGGGCCCCCCCCUCCCUCCGACACUUGACUCAACCUUGCAAGCAAGUGUGUGUGUUUCCUCCCCUCCCGCCCCGGUAACUUCCAUAGCGAAUAACAAAUACCCAUAAAGUCCCGUCGCGCAGCCCCUCCCCGCGGGCAGCGCACUAUGCUGCUCGGGUGGGCGUCCCUGCUGCUGUGCGCGCUCCGCCUGCCCCCGGCCGCGGCCGGCCCCGCAGAGGCACCUGCCCAGGAUAAAGCCCGGCCGCCUCCGGCCGCUGCCACGGCCGCCCAGCCCCGCCGCUGGCGGGGGGAGGAAGCGCAGGAGCGGGCCGGGCCUCCGGGCCACCCGCACCCCCUGGCGCCGCAGCGCGGACUCGUGCAGAACAUUGAUCGGCUCUACUCGGGCGGCGGCAAGGUGGGCUACCUCGUCUACGCUGGCGGCCGGAGGUUCCUCCUGGACCUGGAGCAGGAUGGUUCGGUGGGCGCCUCUGGCCUCAUGCCCACAGGAGGCGGGCCGAGUGCACCUCGGCGCCACCGGGGCCACUGCUUCUACCGGGGCAUGGUGGACGGCAGUCCCCGGUCGCUGGCGGUCUUUGACCUCUGCGGGGGUCUGCACGGCUUCUUCGCGGUCAAGCACGCACGCUACACACUGAAGCCCCUGCUGCGCGGGCCCUGGGCCGAGGAGGAGACAGGGCGCGUGUACGGGGACGGAUCUGCACGGAUCCUGCACGUCUACACCCGCGAGGGCUUCAGCUUCGAGGCCCUGCCGCCGCGCGCUAGUUGCGAGACCCCAGGGUCUCCGCCUAGGUCCCGAGAGCGCCCCCCGGCACAAAACAGUUCGGGCCGGCCAGCCUCGCUUUUUCUGCAGAUCCCGGACGAGUCCGCGCCCUCACCCUCUGGGGACUCAGGACCGCAGACGUGGUGGCGGCGACGGCGCCGCUCCAUCUCCCGGGCCCGCCAGGUGGAGCUGCUCCUGGUAGCGGACACGUCCAUGGCGCGGAUGUAUGGCCGCGGGCUGCAGCAUUACCUGCUGACCCUGGCCUCCAUCGCCAACCGUCUGUACAGCCACGCCAGUAUAGAGAACCACAUCCGCCUGGCCGUGGUGAAGGUGGUGGUACUGAGUGACAAGGACAAGACUCUGGAGGUCAGCAAGAACGCGGCCACCACGCUCAAGAACUUCUGCAAGUGGCAGCAUCAACACAACCAGCUGGGGGACGAUCACGAGGAGCAUUACGACGCGGCCAUUCUGUUUACUCGGGAGGAUUUAUGUGGACAUCAUUCAUGUGACACCCUGGGAAUGGCAGACGUUGGGACCAUCUGUUCUCCAGAGCGCAGCUGUGCUGUGAUUGAAGAUGAUGGUCUACACGCAGCUUUCACCGUGGCGCACGAAAUUGGACAUCUCCUUGGUCUCUCCCAUGACGAUUCCAAAUUCUGUGAAGAGAAAUUUGGUUCCACAGAAGAUAAGCGUUUAAUGUCUUCCAUCUUAACCAGCAUUGAUGCAUCCAAACCCUGGUCCAAGUGCACAUCUGCCACCAUCACGGAAUUCCUGGAUGAUGGCCACGGUAACUGUCUGCUAGACCUACCACGAAAGCAGAUCCUCGGCCCAGAAGAACUUCCAGGACAGACAUACGAUGCCUCGCAGCAGUGUAACCUGACCUUCGGGCCUGAGUACACAGUGUGUCCCGGAAUGGAUGUCUGCGCACGCCUGUGGUGUGCCGUGGUGCGCCAGGGCCAGAUGGUGUGUCUGACCAAGAAGCUACCUGCCGUGGAAGGGACACCGUGUGGGAAGGGGAGGAUCUGCCUGCAGGGCAAGUGUGUGGACAAAACCAAGAAGAAGUAUUAUUAUUCCACUUCAAGCCAUGGCAACUGGGGGUCCUGGGGCCCCUGGGGUCAAUGUUCUCGCUCCUGUGGAGGAGGAGUUCAAUUUGCCCAUCGCCACUGCAAUAACCCUGUGCCCAGAAACAAUGGCCGUUACUGCACAGGGAAGAGGGCUAUCUACCGCUCCUGUAAUGUCGUGCCCUGCCCACCCAAUGGAAAAUCUUUUCGUCACGAGCAGUGUGAGGCCAAAAACGGCUAUCAGUCCGAUGCAAAAGGAGUCAAAGUAUUUGUGGAAUGGGUUCCCAAAUAUGCAGGUGUCCUGCCGGGAGACGUGUGCAAACUGACCUGCAGAGCUAAGGGGACCGGCUAUUACGUGGUAUUUUCUCCAAAGGUGACCGACGGGACCGAGUGUAGGCCAUACAGUAAUUCUGUCUGUGUUCGAGGGAAGUGCGUGCGAACUGGCUGUGACGGCAUCAUUGGCUCCAAGCUACAGUAUGACAAGUGUGGGGUCUGUGGAGGAGACAACUCUAGUUGUACAAAGGUCACUGGGACCUUCAAUAAAAAAAGUAAGGGUUACACAGACGUUGUGAGGAUCCCAGAAGGAGCAACUCACAUAAAAGUUAGACAGUUCAAAGCCAAAGACCAGACUAGAUUCACUGCCUACUUAGCCCUGAAGAAGAAAAACGGUGAGUACCUCAUCAAUGGAAAAUACAUGAUCUCCACUUCAGAGACGAUCAUUGACAUCAACGGAACAGUCAUGAACUACAGUGGUUGGAGCCACAGGGAUGACUUCUUGCAUGGGAUGGGCUACUCAGGCACAAAGGAGAUUCUUAUAGUGCAGAUUCUUGCAACAGACCCAACUAAAGCAUUAGAUGUCCGUUACAGUUUUUUUGUUCCCAAGAAGUCGACGCAAAAAGUCAACUCUGUUACUAGCCAUGGCAGCAAUAAAGUGGGGUCACACACAUCACAGCUGCAGUGGGUGACGGGUCCGUGGCUAGCCUGUUCUAGAACCUGUGACACGGGCUGGCACACUAGGACGGUGCAGUGCCAGGAUGGAAACCGGAAGCUAGCCAAGGGAUGUCUUCUCUCUCAGAGGCCCUCUGCAUUUAAGCAGUGUUUGCUGAAGAAAUGUUAGCCUGUGGUUACGAGCUGGUGCACAAAGCCAACUGGAUAAUUCAUCACUGAUACCACCGUGAUGAACAAGAGGUCUACCUAAAACACAGAAAGUCAUGCUUCAGUGUCAUUGUCAACAGGAGUCAAUUUAUGGGCAGAAUCUGCUCUCUCCGGCCAAAUGAAGCUGGACACUGGUUCAUGUGACGAUGGUGACCUUGGCAUGUAAUAAGACUUGGGAGUUAUUGAAUCCCCUGGGCCUACAAGAAGGAGAGAAACACUGAUGAAUGUAGAAUCAGGGGACAUUUGAAGAUGGCAAGACAGUCUUCCCCUUGUCACCUACCUCUUACAGAAUGUCUUUUAAAGACAUGACGAUCAUUUUCACCCCUGAUACACAGUUAGCUUAUUUUUACUGUUUGUAAAUACAAUCUCCCUCGAUAUGUCACUUUAUAUCACUUGGUUCUAUUAAAAAAUUAUAUUUCUAUAAAAAAAAGUAUUUGACCAAAGUAGGUCUACAGCUAUUUCAACUCCUGACAGUUUCUAGAAAGAGCUGUGGAUGUUUACUGGAAAUUAAGAAAAUGCUGCUGUUUUAAUAAGAUUUAGUACACUUUCUGACUACAGGAGAUAAAAUUUUAGUCAAAUAUCAUUUUUGACAGCAGGCAUCUUCUGAGAAAUUCUCAAAAGAAAGAGGAUCUCUGUGUAUCUAAUCAUUUCAGUAUAUACACGGGUCCAUUUAUUUAAACCCAUUGACUGCCUGUAUUUUUUUCAGGCAGACAGCCAAAUUAAUGCCUAAUUAGGAUAUAGACCUAGUGUUUGCGUGUGUGUCUGUUUUCAGUAUUCAAGAGUAUACAAAUUAGUUUUCCUGUGUUAGAAUUUAAAAGUAAGAAAAUGACAUAUUUCACUGUGUUUUCGAUUUCUAUGUUCACGACUGCUUUCUCUUUCUGUGGCUCCCAUCUGAUAUCUCACAAUGUGUAAUAUACAUCCAAAACGCACAGCAAAGAGUUCUCUAUCACAUUUGACACCUUCAACACUGGUAUACCUCUUACCAGCAAGCCUUUAAAAUGUGUUUGUUUUUGCUUGUUUUGUUCAAGGGUUCUGUAAGACUUACAAUGUUUUGUACUUUUUGUUGACUUAGUUUAAUAGGAAUAUGAAAGAUCACUUGGCAGUGGGCCAUCUCUAGAAGUGGUCAUUAUUAAUAUUAAUAAGACUGUUUCCACACCACAGGCAAUAAUUCCUUAAAAAGUUAAAAAUAAAGUAUAUUGAUAUCGAGGAAACCCUGGUAGCGUAGUGGUUAAGUGCUACGGCUGCUAACCAAAGGGUCGGCAGUUUAAAUCCGCCAGGUGCUCCUUGGAAACUCUGCCGGGCAGUUCUACUCUCUCCUAUAGGGUCGCUGUGAGUCGGAAUUGACUCGACAGUGCUGGGUUUGGUUUUUGGUUUAUAUUGAUACCGUACUAAAAUGUUUCCCAACUGGAAAGGAUUCGGUUGUACCAGUAAGUGUUUGAGUCAUGAAAUGUGAUGAUUUUCCAGAAGUUUGUUACUUUAUUUCCAUAGCCUGUUUAGGUAGGUUGUAAGUUUGAAUAAAAAACCUGUUGCCUUCGAGUCAGUUCCAACUCACAGCGACCCUAUAGAACAGAGUAGAACUGACCGAUAGGGUUUCCAAGGAGCAGCUGGUGGAUUCAAACUGCUGACCUUUUGGUUAGCAGUUUUACCUAUUAACGACUGUACCACAAGGGCUCCAAGUUUGAAUGGACAUUGAAAAGUUGUUAGUGUCAUGCACAUAAAAACCUUUUUGUAGACAGUAAACUGCUUCCUCUCAUCCCAUAUUUCAGAAAAUUCAGGGUGUUUCAUUUCAUUUGGAACUUCUUCUUCCUUGUGAAAUAUUACAAAGCCACCUAUCUUUAUAAAAUUUUAUAAUAAUCAAACCAAAGGUGCCUCUCCUUAAAGAUUUUCAUAUGAGAGUGUUAGGGAACCCUUGUUUGAGUUCCAUUAAAGCUCUGAUAGUUUAUUUUUUAUUAUAAGAUGUUUUAAUAUAAAAAAAGUUAUGUAACUGAUUUUUCUAUAUCACAUUUAUUUUUGUGAGCCAGGAGAAUGGGAGUCUCACUGUUUUAAGUAUUUUCUAAAGAAGUUAUUUUGUAAAACAGUUGUUUUACACAACCAAUAACCAUGCUUUGGAUUUUCAUCAACUGACUUCACUGAAACAUGGUCUUUUUUUUCUUAAUAAAUUAUCAGUUAGAGAAAUAAGGCCUAUCUGAGACUACAAACCUACAUUUGAUGAGAGGUCACCAGUUACCAAGCACAGGGAGCAAAACAAAUCAGUUGGAAACAAACAAACAAACAAAACCAACCAAACCGAUCUCCCAGCCAUUUGGCUGUGCCAAGGAAAUUAACAGAGAGGCCAACAUUUACUUUUUUCUGUUUGGAAAAUAACCCUAAUCAAGUAACUUGCAUGUGACAAAAAUAUUUUUGGUGAUUAUAUUCACAGCAACAGUAAGAGGAUAAUUGGAGAGUCAAAGCUGUUCUGUCCUUCCCUACUUCCCAAUACUGUAUUCACAGGUUUCUAAAAUGAUUUCUCAGUGAUUCGUUAUUAUCUUUUUCUCUAAAAAUAGUGGUUUCGUGCUUCUCAUCGAAGCAACCCUAGAGAGCUUAGAACAAAGAAGCCACUAUUCCAUGCUUUUGAGGAGUUUUCUCUAGUUUUUUUUUUUUUUCCCCCUUUGUAAGUAUCAGUAGAUUGAAUGGACAAUGUAUGGCUAAACUCCUGAUAAAAAAUAAUAUAGGCUGAAAAUUGAAAUUCAGAGAAAAGGGGUGUUCAGUAGAUAAUAAAAAAAAAAAAAAAAAAGAUGAGCAAAGGCAAAAUUCUCUGUGACUCAAUCUAGUCCAACUCAUUUGAUUUUAAACUAUGCCUUCCCAUGCUUGCUUCUUGAAGUGAAAAAAAAAAAAAAUCUAGGAUUCAGGAUGCCUGGGACUGCUACUUCAAAAAGAAAAAAAAAUUUUUUUUUUUUGUGAAAAUACUCAGGUUGGUGAGAAUGUAAUCUCACUUAUAAAAAUAAACACUCCAGAGUAAGUUUCAUUAAGAAAAAAAAAAAAAAAAGGGAAUCCAAAACAAAACAGCAUAUAUUUCUUCCAGAAUAGAAAAGGUCAAAUUAGUUUAUUCAAUAAGGUCCACUUCCUUUGCCUUCCUGUGGAAACAGUUUUAUCUCAUUAAACUAAGAAUUAAGGGAUUCAUCACAAGCAAAAAUUUUAAAAAGUUGCAGCACUGAAAAAGAAAAAGUAAUUUAUUGUUUUUGCAACUGGUAUGUGAAUUUGUGUGAUAAAAUUAUUUAUUCUUAUUUAACAAAACUAUGUGCAAAUUCCUCUAUAUUUAAAGUGUUUUGCUGUUGUCCUGCUUUGUUAAUUUAUGCUUCAUGUUUGUGUAUAAAGUACACUUUGUGAGUUUACAUAAUAGACAGCACUGGUUGCUUUUGUAUUUUUUUUUUUUUAAAGAAAGCUUUCUUCUUCAUGAGACAAAUGUAUAUGUAUAUAUUCCACAUGUAUUCUCAUUCGGAUACUAUUGUUUUCCUGUCUAUGGAAAUUUCAAAUUUAAUCUUUUAUGACCAGCAGUUCCCAGUACUUGUUGUUAUGUUAAUAAGUCUGUUAAGUCCCAUUAGCACUAAUUUUUCUAAGUCACAGAUAAGGAAAAAAAAAAAAUGCUCUAGCAAACAAGGGCCAGGUUUUAAACUUUGAUAUAUAGAUAACCUAGAAGCUCCCCACAGAAGCCAAAACACAGGUAGGAAUCAGGCCCAUUUACUUCUCUGAUGAACUUGGACCAGGAGUGGUUUGAUGAAAGUUGUGUUGACAUAGCCUCUGAGUGAUGUAAAUGACAGCAAAACCAAAUUUUUUUCUUGCGGCUUUAGAAACACCCUUUAAAGUUAAUAUCAUUAGGUCUCUGAUGUUUGUAGAAAGCUACAGAAGACCUCAAACCAUUUGGAAUUAUAUGAUUCUAAUGCUAAAAGUAGUUGAAACUGUUUCAAUAGGUAUGUUUACUGAAAGGAGUGUGACUUUUUACCUCGACUAAUGAAUCUCCUGGGGGUGAUACUAGGACUCAGGGCAGGCAGGGGAAUCCCUGACCACAUCAGCUGGCCUCUGGCUAUGAUUUCUUAGUCUGGCUGGUCACAGCAAUAAGGCAGUUGUGGAAUCACACACCGUUGAUGGGUCAGUCUCUGGUUCUCCUGUUUGCUCAUUGACUCCAUCCUUGUUCACAACGCCGUUGUGAUGCUUUAGAUGAAGACAGCGGCCACAUUCAGAAGUCCAGGACUUACACUGUGACUUAAAGUUCACUAUUUGUGAAAUGACUGAAUUUAAUAAUGAGGGAAUUUUGUUAAUACCCUACGGAUGAGUGUGAAAUCUCUUUCAGCAUGAUUGGUGAAUAUUACUGAUCCAUUUAUAAUUAAACUUUAGGUCAUAAAAAAGCUUUAUUAUUUUUUUUUAAUUUCAAAGCCAUAAAGCCAUGAGAACAGAGGUGAUCAUCUAAAGAUGGUCAUCAUAAUAGAACCAAGUUCAAGGUGAUUUAUCUUUUAGACACACAGAAAAGAAAACUAGUUUGUUUUCUCUGUUAUCUUUCUCAUUUGCCAACAACUUGUAGUUUGUCAAACAGGUAGUUCGAUGUAACUGACGAGUCCACUAAAACAAUCUUCCUAAUAGCUGUGUUAGCAUGAAAUACAGAAAUGAUUUACCAAGUUUUAUCAUCACUUUAUAAUGUAUACACGUGUUCUACUCAAUCAAUGUAAGGUAACAUGUUGGUAUGCAAAACCAUGCAUUAGUCAGCCAAAAACUGAGAAUACAGACUGUGUUCAGAUCAGGAAAUAAUCCAACCUGACGAAUGGCUUUCUGGUCCUACGCAGGUUUUAUGGAAAAGACAAAGGGCUGUAUUAUUAGAAAAUGCUGGUUUUGAAAGAGAACAGGACUGAGACAUAGACUCUAGGUAGCCCAGUUGGCUGCACCCUACCAAUAUAGUAGCACUUUAGCAAUACACUUGCUGUUUGUGGUCCUUAUCUCAUGGCCCUGCCAACUAUCGAUCUGGACUGCCAUAAGUCAAAUGAAAAAAUAAAUAGUGGCCAUCAUCCUAGAAGGCACUGCCACAUCAGAGUGACCUGAAGUCCAACACUGUGAGGUAAACUGUGAUUUGUAAAUAAAGCAGGGCUUAUUUUUUUUUAAUUGCACAUCCGAAACAGUUAUAAUUAUUGAAGAGCUGCUAACAUCUUCAGUGAUCAACUAUCAAGUGUGGCAUUCUUGAAUUACUGAUUUUCUGCUUCAUGAUUUUGCAGUUUGCAAGAAAGAACUCUAAGCUUUCUGUCAAGACUAAAACCUGUUGCCAUUGAGUCUAUACCAACUCAUAGCGGCCCCAUAGGACAGAGUAGAACUGCCUCAUGGGGUUUCUGAGGAGCACCUGGUAGAUUCGAACUGCCAACCUUUUGGUUAGCAGCCAAGCUCUUAGCUACCAUGCCACCAGGGCUCCUCUGUCAACACUGGGCACAACUAAAUACUCAUCAUUUGGAAAAUAGGCACAACCAACAGUCUUUAUGAUCAAUAGGGGUCAGCGGUUAGUGACAUAAACUACAGGUACAUCUGAGCAUGCUUAAGGUGACAUCAAAACUUGAAGAGCAAAAAAAAAUUAACAAAAAAAUAACUCGAAGAGCAUCAGGCUGGGGUAGCAGCAUUUUAAAUGAGUCAGGUUCCAGGACUUACUAAGCCAUCAACAUUCCCUUCAAACAUUUGUGUCCAGCUUUUUUUUUUUUUGAGUUUUGCAGUGUUUUAUGUCCAUGUUGUUGUAGUUAGUUGCCAUCAAGUCGAUUCUGACUCAUGGCGACUCCAUGUCUACAGUAAGCACUUCACUGUUAUAACUUGGCCUUUUCUUUAACAAUCCCCAACAUAUUGGAAACAUUUCUACCUAUACUGAGAGUAUACUUAGGAUAGAAGAUCAUACUGUGUGUGACUUUGUGAGGCUAAACUUUUUGGUUAAGAAAUAUAUAUUCUCUUGGGGCGGUAUUUUUGCAUUACCUGCUCAGACAUGGCAUACACGUUGUUGGCUCACCUUACUACAGUUAGGGUUUGGCAAAUACUGCUAACAUUUCAGUGCAAUGUAUCAGUCAGAGAACAUCAUCCCUGUGCUUUGUAAAUAAUAGACUUCACAGACAACUAAACAGAAAUCAGAAAUGUUCAGUUUGGCGUAAGCAGUGGCACCAACAUUUGAUUGCUAUGUGAGACCUUGAGUAAAAAUCAGGUAAUAAAACUAACAAGGUUUAACUGGAAUUUUUCAAUCUUGAAAAGUGCUUUCAAGGUGGAGUACAAUAUUGGCCACGUACAGACUGGAAGUAAGAAGAAAAAUGUAAGCUGGCUAUGACCGUCAGUUUUCAGGAGAGAUGGCAUUUUUCAGUAAACACGAUGCAAUGGGAAGACCAAAAAUCUUGGAAAACUAAGGCGGGUCUUGUUUAAAUUGUCUCUCUAGCUUUGUUAAAUGUCAAACCUGAAUUAACUGUUCCAAGCAUCACUGUGUCCUGCAGCCUGCAUUCCACAACAGCUCUGUUAUUCAGGUAAACUACUUGACUGAGCCAUUGGGGACCUAGAUUGUAACCUUCUUUCACUGAGGAACAAUAUCCUGUUUUGUAAAGCAUUUCCCUCUGUAUGACUUUAAACUGUAAAAUUAAACAUUGGUUUUGUGGCUUCAGUGGGCAUAAUAAAUAUCAAUUGUAAACUA
Molecule: messenger RNA, 10206 nt
Organism: Loxodonta africana (African savanna elephant)
Lineage: Eukaryota; Metazoa; Chordata; Mammalia; Proboscidea; Elephantidae
Gene: ADAMTS5
Product: ADAM metallopeptidase with thrombospondin type 1 motif 5
Exons: 8
Coding region: 715-3501 (928 amino acids)
Biological process (GO): proteolysis; extracellular matrix organization
Molecular function (GO): metalloendopeptidase activity; zinc ion binding
Source: RefSeq, a predicted model, not a curated record